Messenger RNA from Oryza sativa Japonica Group (Japanese rice), 576 nucleotides. RefSeq lists its product as uncharacterized. The record is from RefSeq and is a predicted model, not a curated record. NCBI's taxonomy places the organism in Eukaryota, Viridiplantae, Streptophyta, Magnoliopsida, Poales, Poaceae.
CCACUCCCCACCAGAUUCUCAUCAAACAUAGCACCAAUCACCAAUCACCUAUCAGUAGUACUUCACUGCUCGCUACUAGUCCCCUGAAUUCAGCGAUCAGUAUAACAGCGGGAAGCUCAAGAAGAGAUCGUCGAUCGAUGGCGGGUGCAGCGAAGGCGUCGUGGAUGGUGGCGAUGAGCGUGGGCGCGGUGGAGGCGCUCAAGGACCAGGCGGGGCUCUGCCGCUGGAACUACGCGCUGCGGUCCAUCCACCGCGCCGCCAAGGCCAACGCGCGCGCCGGCGUCUCGCGGGGCAAGAAGCUGCCUGCCUCCGCGGCGGCGGUGGCGGAGAGGAGGAGAGCGGAGAAGGCCGAGGAAGGGUUGAGGACGGUCAUGUACAUCAGCUGCUGGAGUACCAAUUAGUAUAGCUGUGCCUUCUACUCUUCUACUACUAGCUUUGCUAUAGGAGUCAGGUUGGAACUUGGAAGUGGCAACCAUGGCUGAGACUUGCCGGUUGCUUGUUAAUUUCCUCCGGGUUGUAUAUACCACGAUGAUGAUGAUGAAAACUUCUGUUACUUGAGUAUACUUGAUGUCUCGA